Molecule: messenger RNA, 1767 nt
Organism: Carassius carassius (crucian carp)
Lineage: Eukaryota; Metazoa; Chordata; Actinopteri; Cypriniformes; Cyprinidae
Gene: fbxo9
Product: F-box protein 9
Exons: 13
Coding region: 159-1418 (419 amino acids)
Biological process (GO): SCF-dependent proteasomal ubiquitin-dependent protein catabolic process
Cellular component (GO): SCF ubiquitin ligase complex
Molecular function (GO): protein binding
Source: RefSeq, a predicted model, not a curated record
UCGCGAGCGCUGCUGUCACACACUCAUGAUGGCUGCCGUGUGGCGAGCGCGCAAAUUUGUCCGCUCUGUCGUCCGCUUCUCUGAUCGUGAUCUGUAAAAUACUCGCUGAAAGCACGACAUUAAACGCGACAUUAAAAGAGUUCGCAAAAUAAGCUGUUAUGGCUGAAAGCAACCAAAACACUGUUGAAGAAGAGGAAGAUGAAAAUACAGAGGAUUCUAAUCUGCAAUUGGAGCUCAGUGCUUUUCGAGCACAGUGGAUGUCUGAGCUUCAGCCCAGCUCAGGUGGAAAGAAAAGUGUCUAUAAAACUGCUGACCUGAGGAGGAGACAGGAAAUCGCUAACGAGGAAAAGGCCCGAGAGCUGUUCCUGAAGGCUGUCGAGGAAGAACAGAACGGAGCAGUUUAUGAAGCCAUCAAGUACUAUAAGAGUGCAAUGCAUCUGGUACCGGACAUUGAGUUUAAGAUCAACUACAGCAGAAGUCCUGAUCCAGACCGUGCUGGGAGCUACUUGGAGGACAAUGAGAACGGUCGGGAGAUCGACGAUCUUCUGACGUACUUCCAGCAGCAGCUGACGCUGGGGGACGGCAGCAUGAAGCUGUGUGAGCCUGAGACCGACUCGACUCAGGUGCACAUCUCAGCUUUGCCCUUCGAGGUGCUCAUGUAUAUCUUCCGUUGGGUGGUGUCAUGUGACCUGGACCUUCGAGCCUUAGAGCAGCUUUCCCUGGUUUGCAGGGGUUUCUAUAUCUGUGCGAGGGACCCUGAGAUUUGGCGCUCUGCCUGUAUGAGGGUGUGGGGGCGGAGCUGCACCAAAAUGCUGCCAUUUUCAUCCUGGAGAGAGAUGUUUUUGGAAAGGCCACGUGUACGCUUUGAUGGUGUUUACAUCAGUAAAACAUCAUACAUCCGUCAGGGGGAGGAGUCUCUCGAUGGCUUCUACAGGGCUUGGCAUCAGGUGGAGUACUACAGGUACUUGCGCUUCUUCCCUGACGGUCAGGUGAUGAUGUUGACCACACCUGAGGACCCUUUGGUCAUCGUCCCAAGGCUGCGCAGCAGGAACUCCAGAGUGGAGUCCAUCAUGUUUGGCCAUUAUCGGCUGUCCCAAGAUACAGACAAUCAAACCAAAGUUUACGUUGUUGUCUCCAAGAGAAAAGAAGAGCAGAAGGUGGCAGAGUACCAGAGGAGCCGGUUCUGCAGGCGGAGCCCAGCCCCCGAAGCGGAGCGCUCCUUCCAUGUAGGACUGCAGCUGUCCUCGGGGGGGCGACAGCGCUUCAACAAGCUGGUGUGGAUCCACCAUUCCUGCCACAUCACCUACAGAUCGACCGGAGAGACAGUUGUCACUGCAUUUGAUGUAGACAAAAUGUACACGCCUCUGUUUUUUGCACGAGUGAAGAGCUACACAGCCUUUUCAGAGCGUCCACUGUAGGACGACCCAAGCGAUGCAUGCAGUCACUCGACCCUUGACCCCUCAAGGUUUACACCUCACUGCCAACUCCAUCUGCUCUCCCUACUGCUUCCAGCCCCAGGCUCUUUCUUAUGAAUGUACAAGAACGCCGUGACGUUUUUAGAUUACUACAGUCUUAACUGCAGCUCAAAGCAUUACGUUUAGUUUUCAUGAUAGUGUAAGGUCUUUCUCGCUCAUAUUGUAAAGAUAUAUAAGAUUGUCUGUAAGAAGUUUCAAGUCGACUGUGAUGAAAGUUCACUUUGGUUUUGUGAAUUUCAGUGAGGGAAUAUGCCGGACCACUGGAACACCCAAAUAAAUGAGCUAUAUUGUG